Molecule: messenger RNA, 848 nt
Organism: Scheffersomyces amazonensis
Lineage: Eukaryota; Fungi; Ascomycota; Pichiomycetes; Serinales; Debaryomycetaceae
Gene: RBR1
Product: Rbr1p
Exons: 1
Coding region: 475-783 (102 amino acids)
Source: RefSeq, a predicted model, not a curated record
CUUGGUAGUAUUCAAAAUUCUCUACAUAUUCUAACUUUGCAAAAAUCGCUUAAUGUUUGCAAAAUUAUAUAAACUUACCAUGACCUAAUUAACAAUAGUGCUAGGGAGAUUUCGCGUUUUCUAUUAUUAGGGUGCAACAUUUAUUCGUCUUUGUGCCUACGUAAAACUUAAAAAUAGGAAUAGGAGAAUAGCAAAGAGUUAGAAUGGUUGCUCCCACUUACAAUAAGUGACACUAACCAUAUAAAAUUGAAUUAGCCGAUAGCCCAAUUGAAGCAAAAAAAAGCAGAUCAUGGUUUCAAAAAUAGCAUCAAAACUUGUUAUUUAUCCAUUUAUACUUCAUUAAAUCGCUCAAUUACAUUGGUUAGUAAAACUAUAAAUAGUAGACAAUUAUCCUUUGAAGAAACUCUUUUUGCUUUUAUAGUUCUAUCUAAUAUCUAUAAGUCGCUCAUUAUCGUUUAAAUUAUAGAAAUUAAAAUGAAAUUUUCUACUGUCAUUACUACCUUAAUUGUUGCUGGAUUUGUUUCUGCUGCUGAAACUUCUUCUUCUGCAGCCAAGACUACUUCCGCAGCCAAGUCUGAAGCUAAGUCUGAGGCUAAGUCUGAGGCUAAGUCUUCUGCUUCUGCUUCUGCUUCUGCUUCUGGUUCUGCCUCUGCCAAGGCUUCUUCUGCAGCCUCAAGUGGUUCAUCUUCUGCUGCUGCUAGUUCACUGAAGGCUGAAGGUGCUGUUGUUGGUUUAGCUGGUGCAGGCUCAUUAGCUGCUUUAGCUGGUGUUUUAUUAUUAUAGUUUGGUAUAUUUGUAUAUCUAUAUUCUACAUUAAAUACCUUUAAUCUACAUUGUUUUACUUCUAC